AUGGCGGCGAACAAGAUCGGUGACUGGGCCUUCAGAGCUUUCACGGCGGGUCUCGGCGUUGCCACGAUAUACCUAGCAGCUACCUUCUCCGUCAAUGUUUACCGUGGCCUUGCCUGGCACUCCGCCCAAUCGAUCGGACCACAUCGAACGCCUCCAUCGCGAAGUAUUCAACCCGUCCACCCUAAACCCAAAGGCCGUCUCGCGAGAAAAUCACUCGGCCAGUACCAGGUGAGCGGAAGAGCUUUACUGACCGAGGCCGAUGAGCACCCUACCGGAUGA
This is a messenger RNA of Striga hermonthica, 279 nucleotides long. NCBI's taxonomy places the organism in Eukaryota, Viridiplantae, Streptophyta, Magnoliopsida, Lamiales, Orobanchaceae. The record is from the annotation of a GenBank genome assembly.